Cladophialophora yegresii CBS 114405 is the source of this 933-nucleotide messenger RNA. RefSeq lists its product as uncharacterized. The coding region runs from base 1 to 933 and encodes 310 amino acids. The transcript is spliced from 4 exons. The record is from RefSeq and is a predicted model, not a curated record. NCBI's taxonomy places the organism in Eukaryota, Fungi, Ascomycota, Eurotiomycetes, Chaetothyriales, Herpotrichiellaceae.
AUGCCUGGCUCAAAGGAACUUGUCGACAUAGUGGUACAGGGUCCGAAGCUAAACGGACCACAUGCUGGCAGCACAGAGCCUGUCACAGUGGAGAUUACGUCUAGCAGGCCCGUUGCGACAGACGCAGUCGUGACAGGAGGUUUGGAUGACGUCUUCGGCGUGGACGACGUCUUCGGUGUGGACGACGUCUUCGGUGUGGACGACGUCUUCGGUGUGGACGACGUUUUCGGUGUGGACGACGGACUAGCCGUGCUGGAUGAUGUACGCGACGUGCUAGUAGGUGAGAAACUUGACGAGGAGAAUGCAGACGUCGAGUUCGCAAUCUGGGACGAAAGAGAUGGGUCGUUCCACCAUGGACUCAGCGUGCAAGCAGGGGCGGCCGACGUGAAGUUCAGAGAAGUUGUCGUGGAUGCAGUGUUUGUGCCGGAGCAAGUUGCAACAGUCUCGCACGAAGUAAUGGUGGUCAAAUCGGUAAAGACAGUGCCGCUCGACGUCACAUUGGACACCGUCUCACUGCACGUGAUGUACGCUGACUCUGAGCAGGAGCUGGACGAGCUGGACGAGCUGGAUGAACCGGACGAGCUGGAUGAACCGGACGAGCCGGAAGAACUGGAGGAGGUGGAAGUACCGGAAGUACUGAAUGAUUGUGAUGGAUCCGGUGAACCUGAUUGUUCACCUCCGGGUCCCGGCCCUGGGUUGCCAGUCGUGCAUGGUGCUGCCGUGCAAUGUGUGACAGGGAGCGUCAACGAAGCCGAGAUUAACGGCGGAAUCGGUGGGAAAUGUGGAGGCGAUGGCGGGAAAGGGAACCCGAACUUGCCCAAACAUGCCACUGCCAUCGGAUUUCCGCAGCUAUCCUUGCACAAUGGGCCGAGGCAUUUCCAGUCCAAUGACGGGAAGACGAUCCAGCCACCUGCGAUGGUCUUUGUGCUGUAG